Messenger RNA from Sinocyclocheilus rhinocerous, 1486 nucleotides. RefSeq names its product dolichyl-diphosphooligosaccharide--protein glycosyltransferase 48 kDa subunit-like. Lineage: Eukaryota; Metazoa; Chordata; Actinopteri; Cypriniformes; Cyprinidae. The record is from RefSeq and is a predicted model, not a curated record. The coding region runs from base 58 to 1047 and encodes 329 amino acids. The transcript is spliced from 9 exons. Gene Ontology annotation, cellular component: oligosaccharyltransferase complex; endoplasmic reticulum membrane.
CUGCUCUGGGUCAGAGUUCACAUCCGCGUUAGCGCUGACGUUGUCCAAAGGAGGAAAAUGGCGAUGGGUUGCUUGUCAAUGAGGGACACCGCGACUCCUGCAACAUUAACCUGCAAAAGGCGAGGUGCUACAAUGGUCCCCAUGUCGGCUGGUGGGUUCAGCAGAAGCGCUCUGUUUGUUUUAUCCGUGGCGUUAAUGUUGCAGGCAGUUUUAGGAGACGGAAAGACUCUCGUUCUGCUGGACAAUCCCAACAUCAGAGACACUCAUUCAAUCUUCUUCCGCAGUUUAGCAGAUCGUGGGUUUGACCUUACCUUCAAGACUGCUGAUGAUCCUGGUCUCUCUCUGAUCAAGUAUGGCCAGUUCCUCUAUGAUCAUCUCAUAAUUUUCUCUCCAUCAGUGGAAGAUUUUGGGGGCAACAUCAGUGUAGAGACCAUUACAGCCUUCAUUGAUGGUGGAGGCAAUGUUCUCGUUGCUGCCAGCUCUGAUAUUGGUGAUCCUCUGAGAGAGCUAGGUAGUGAAUGUGGGAUUGAAUUUGAUGAGGAGAAAACUGCUGUUAUUGAUCACCAUAACUAUGACGUUUCUGAUCCUGGUGAGCACACCCUGAUUGUUGCAGACCCAGAGAAUCUUCUUAAAGCCCCAACUAUAGUUGGCAAGCCCACUGAUAAACCAGUCCUGUUCAAAGGUGUUGGCAUGGUGGCUGAUCCAGAUAACUCUCUGGUGCUGGAUAUUCUGACAGGAUCCUCCACCUCUUACUCCUACUUCCCAGAUCGCCCCAUCACGAAAAACCAAAGUGGAAAAUACAGUGUACAGUUCAAGCUUCCAGAUGUGUAUGGAGUUUUCCAGUUCAAAGUUGACUACAACAGACUUGGCUACACACACCUGUACUCUUCAACCCAGGUUUCUGUCCGCCCCUUGCAGCAUACCCAAUAUGAGCGCUUCAUCCCCUCUGCCUUUCCAUAUUAUGCCAGUGCCUUCUCUAUGAUGGCAGGACUCUUUGUUUUCAGUGUCGUCUUUGUACAUAUGAGAGAAAAAGAGAAGUCUGAUUAAAAUGAGAAUCAGUGAGGAGGAGUGCAAGAAAAUGUAAAAACAAAAAUGGUCUUCAGACCUCUGGCAGUCAUGAAUAGAGAUCUGAAAUAUGUUUGUAUGGUCUUGUUUUGGUGAGUUGGAAAUUGUGCCAUUACAACAAAAAGCAACGUUUUUUUAAUUUUUUAAUUUUUUUUUGAAGGGGGGUUGGGUAGUCUAACAAAAGAUAUGUUUUUGUUUUCUGGUUUGCCAACUGGUAAUUUAAAGUGAUUUGGGGCACGUCAUGUUUUAUUUGUACAAAAGGCAACUUGAAUUGGUUUUAUGGUGCAACAUGCACUGAUGGUUUGGCUCUUGCUAUGAAAAUUUUUGUUUUGAAAUCUACCAUUUGUAAAAAGAGGAAUGGAUUCUCAAAAUGUGGUUGAAAUACCUGAAUUCAGUAAAGUUUUAACGUUCCACCACUAAA